Cervus elaphus (red deer) is the source of this 3303-nucleotide messenger RNA. It is a transcript of the gene RHOJ, whose product is annotated as ras homolog family member J. The transcript has 5 exons. Lineage: Eukaryota; Metazoa; Chordata; Mammalia; Artiodactyla; Cervidae. The coding region runs from base 423 to 1133 and encodes 236 amino acids. Gene Ontology annotation, biological process: small GTPase-mediated signal transduction. Gene Ontology annotation, molecular function: GTP binding; GTPase activity. The record is from RefSeq and is a predicted model, not a curated record.
UGGAAUGCAGCAGGAAACCCAUGAUUUCCUGACACUCGGCAAGCUGGAGGAAGCAAGGAAAAACUCCAUUAAAAAAGCCCAGCUUCCCUCCAUGUUAGAUGUGAAGUGGAAAAUGGGGAAGAUUUAGCAAAAUUCCACAGUGUCUUCAGUCAGGCUUGGAGAACAGGGGACCAGAGUAAACCCCUCCAGCUGUUGAAAUUUCUAGACUCCCAGGAAACCCCUAGAAUUCAGUGAAGAUGAGGAUUUCUUAACUUGAACUGAUGGGGGAAAGGGACAGAUGCUUUUAAUCACUCUCCCCAGUGCGUUACCUGUCCCGAUCAGUAUGGUAAGUGAGAGGGCAUGUGCCAGCCACCUCGGACGAGUCCGCAGGAUCCCAGUCACCCCAAGUAAGGCAGAGUGAUCUCAAGCCUGCCGCGGGCUUCAUGGGCUUUGGAAGAAGCGGGAGAAGCAACAACCACAGCACAGGAACGGCAGCUGGAGCCGCGAGCAUGAACUGCCAGGAGGGAAAUGAGAGCAGCUGCGGCUGUGGUGGCCACGAGGAGAAAAAGAUGCUCAAGUGUGUGGUGGUGGGGGACGGCGCCGUGGGCAAGACCUGCCUGCUGAUGAGCUACGCCAACGACGCCUUCCCCGAGGAAUACGUGCCCACUGUGUUCGAUCACUACGCAGUUACUGUGACAGUGGGAGGCAAGCAACACUUGCUCGGACUGUAUGACACCGCAGGACAGGAGGAUUACAACCAGCUGAGGCCGCUCUCCUACCCCAACACUGAUGUGUUUUUGAUCUGCUUCUCUGUCGUAAACCCUGCCUCUUAUCACAACGUCCAGGAGGAGUGGGUCCCGGAGCUGAAGGACUGCAUGCCUCACGUGCCUUACGUCCUCAUAGGGACCCAGAUUGAUCUCCGAGAUGACCCCAAAACUUUGGCCCGUUUGCUAUACAUGAAGGAGAAACCUCUCACUUACGAGCAUGGUGUGAAGCUUGCAAAAGCGAUUGGAGCACAGUGCUACCUGGAAUGCUCGGCCCUGACCCAGAAAGGCCUCAAAGCAGUGUUUGAUGAAGCAAUCCUCACCAUUUUCCAUCCCAAGAGAAAGGAGAAACAUUGUUCCCAGUGUCACAACUGCUGCUCAAUUAUCUGAGGUGUGAGACCCCCCGCCGCCCCGCAGAGGGUGAGAAUGGCAGCCGAUCUCUGUGACCCAGCUCAAGCCAAAAGGAGGGCGUGACCAGAGAGGAAGUCCCGACCCAGAGGACUGCCCCUCCGCCCUGUGAGCCCUCCCGAGCACAGCACACUCCCAGCCAACUGCCGCUUCCUCCCUACCAGCCAGAAGCAUCCACGUUGCACACUCCGUGAGAAUGCUGAGCCCAGAUCCCAGCCAGGGCCACUGCCGACCACGUGGGAAACAAAAUCAGGGCCAUCUUGAGGUUUCCAUCAUCCCCUCCAAGAACAUGAAACUGAUAGGAAAUCAUCACAGGAAAACCAAAAAAAAAAAAGAACUUGGUUCUUGUAUUGGUGGCCUUACAUGAUGUCUUUUACAAAACAUGGGAAUAUGAUACUAACCUUUUUUUUUUUUCUUGAAUCUGCUGUUCUACUAUGUGUCUUACAUUAAUUUGUAUUAUUUUAAGAAAUUUACUAAUUUACCAGUUUACUCAGGCCUUAAAAAACCACACCAAACUAUCUUAAAGAAAAAGGUUUUUAUGUUCAUUCCUAUUUUCAGCAUGUUUCUACCAAAGCUAUUAAAACCAACAUGUACCUCUGAAUGCCUGACUGUAAGAAGAUACAAGGAAAUGUUGAAACUUUUGGAAAUAUACGAAGCUGUAAUUUCUCAACCCGAUUGAAAGAAACACCAUCUGGAUUGUUGCAGGUCCACAUGUAUUGCCUAAGAUUCACCCCCAGAAAUGCUUACGUUGAUUGGUCACUUUAUUUUUUCCACAUUAUAUUGUCAUUGUUGUUGUUUAGUUGCUAAGUCAGGUCUGACUCUUUGCAACCCUUUGGACUGCAGCACACCAGACUUCACUGUCCUUCACUAUCCCCCAGAGUUUCCUCAAACUCAUGUCCAUUUAGUCAGUGAUGCCAUUCAACCAUUGCAUCCUCUGUCUCCCCCUUCUCCUCUUACCUUUAAUCUUUCCCAGCAUCAGGGUCUUUUCUAAUGAGUUGGCUCUUCAAAACUACAAAUGAACUGUGCUUUUAAGAAAGUAGGAUUUCUGUUUUUCAAUCAAACUGAUUAGGAAGAGAAUAUGGCAGACCUAUCUUAUAAAAAAUUAUUGUUCAUUAAAGUGAAAUUUCCUGCUCCCUCCCUUCCCCACUGUAUGCCUAUUUCCUCUCUUCAUUUCACACUGUCUCCCAUGCCCAAUAACAACUUGAUUCCAAAGAAGCAACUGAUCAUGGGAUGAAAAAAGUUGCGUUUUAAAGUCCCAAAGGUUAAGCCAAAGUGCCUCAAUUUUUCCUCUCACUUCAACUGAAAGUACCUCUCAGUUUGUCCCAUGGGAGCUCUCAUUCUCUUUAAAGGAUAUUUUUCAAGUAUAACUGGUACUAAAAUACUGCCCCUCCCUAUUUCCUGUACUCAUUGUCCCAAAUGUGUAUUUUGGUCUAUAUCCAUGAGUACCAAGCUCUGGAUCCACCUGUGCCCUGCUUCCAAAAUGAUGUACUCUAUGGAACCAGGACUUUGGGCUUGGGAAAGAGACUCUUCCAAACAUCCAGGGAUUCUUGUAUCUCAGAGUGAUUUAUUUCCUAGCUUUUAAUUAGAGACUGUGAAGGCUUCUAAUUAGUCUUAUUUGCUUACAGUUAUCCUGGAAACACCCAGGUAGGCACUUUAUUUUUAUUUCAACUGCCUAAGCAAAGUGCCUCUUUGCAGAAUGAAAUUACAUGAAUUUUAGUUUAAGAAUUUCUAGAUUCACACUCCUGUUGGAAAAAUCCAGUCUUUCUUGUUCUUUCUGUUCCUGGAGGAAGCACAUUUUAAAAGAAGCAUACAGUAUUGGUCUUUUGUGUGAAGACCUUCCAUGACACCCCCUCAGUUUUUUGGGUUUUGUUUGUUUGGAAUUUUUGAAAUGUGCUUUCCCUUCUUCUACAUUUCAAGUUUUAUUUCUCUUCUCUCCCAUCUAGUUGCUGAACAUUUUCUUGAAUAUACACACACCCCACCUAAAAGAAAACGGGAGUUUUGUAAGUCAAAGCUUGACAUUUAGAGAUAACAAGGACAUUCUCUCUUUGUAAAUGGAAAUCAACCAUGUAUAAACUGUAACUCUGAAGAUGUUGAGUUCAUCCUUUACAAACAAUAAUGAGCAUUUAGCCCUAUAAUAAAUGAAGUGCCGUUA